Messenger RNA from Cantharellus anzutake, 246 nucleotides. RefSeq lists its product as uncharacterized. The transcript is spliced from 2 exons. The record is from RefSeq and is a predicted model, not a curated record. The coding region runs from base 1 to 246 and encodes 81 amino acids. NCBI's taxonomy places the organism in Eukaryota, Fungi, Basidiomycota, Agaricomycetes, Cantharellales, Hydnaceae.
AUGUCCAGAUCCUUGCCGGCUGCUCAGAACACUGGGAACCAGUUUGUGACUGUGCUGUACUUUGCAGCUGCUCAAUCCGCAACAGGUCUCCACACCGAGAUGAUUCCUUUCCCAGAUACUUCACUCACGCUCGGUCAGCUCGCUCGUCUUCCAGUGGAACGUCACCCUGCUCUACAGGAUGUCUUGAACGAGAUUUACUUCAAGGGUGAAGAAGUUGCUGUCAUUUGCCCAGUAUCUGGUGGUUAG